AUGGAUACUUCAGACACGGAGUCUGAUGGCGGGCUUCAAGAGUAUUCAGAUUCCCACAGCGAACAACAGUCAGUUUCCCACAGCGAACAAUCAGGAAAGCGGGGUAAGACAAGAUUACGAAAGCUUUUAAGGGAUACUAAUGGUGAAAGGCGGACUGUUACUUAUGAUGAAGCCAACCAAGCAACCGGUAAAAAUGGUUGCUUGCUCUCAAGUUACAUAGGCAGCGAAGUUGGUCCAAGUCUUGGAUUGAAGUAUACCUGUUGGAAAGAAGUUCCACCUGUAGUGAAGAAAAAGUUAUGGGAGGACGUAACAUUUAAGUUUGAUCUCGACGAAUCAAAGAGGAAAGAUGUAUUGAGACAAUUUUCUGACUUGUGGCGAGGAUGGAGGAAACGAACUGCUGCAAAGCAUGUUACCCCAUUCGAAAAAAGCCGAAAAAAGCUUAAGAAUGUUCCUUCAGAUUUAAGAGGUUUUGUAGAACAAGAAGAAUGGAAAGAGUUUGUAAAACGGAGAUUGAGCGACAAAGGCAAGGAGUUGUCUGAAAUUGGCAAAACGGUACAAGCUCACCACAAAUAUCCGCAUAGGAUGGGACGAAGGACCUAUGCUGGAUUAAAGGACAAACUGUUAAAUGUUGAAAUUAAUUGCUGA
Papaver somniferum (opium poppy) is the source of this 645-nucleotide messenger RNA. RefSeq lists its product as uncharacterized. The transcript has 5 exons. Lineage: Eukaryota; Viridiplantae; Streptophyta; Magnoliopsida; Ranunculales; Papaveraceae. The record is from RefSeq and is a predicted model, not a curated record. Bases 1 to 645 code for a protein of 214 amino acids.